Phodopus roborovskii (desert hamster) is the source of this 4593-nucleotide messenger RNA. It is a transcript of the gene Pde8b, whose product is annotated as phosphodiesterase 8B. NCBI's taxonomy places the organism in Eukaryota, Metazoa, Chordata, Mammalia, Rodentia, Cricetidae. Gene Ontology annotation, biological process: signal transduction. The transcript is spliced from 22 exons. The coding region runs from base 304 to 2961 and encodes 885 amino acids. Gene Ontology annotation, molecular function: 3',5'-cyclic-AMP phosphodiesterase activity. The record is from RefSeq and is a predicted model, not a curated record.
GGGGCGCUGCGGCGGGGAGGGUGGCGGCCGCCGGGGCGCGCGGGCCGUGUGUGCGCGCUCUGCCUCUCCAGGAGGAAGAUGGCCCGGGAGGGAAAGUUGGGGUGACGCGUGCUGCCCCGGACGCUUGCCAGGGGGCACGGAAGCGAGCCCGACCGAGCGGUAGCCACCCAGGCUGGGGGGCGCGCAGUCUGGGCGACGCCACCGUCACCGCGCCCGCCCCCUCACUGCAGGUGGCCGCGGGAGCUCCGAGUCUGGGUGGCCCGGGGGCGCGGGCGGGCGCGCGCUGGGGAUCCCGGCUGAGGGAUGGGCUGCGCCCCCAGCAUCCAUGUCUCACAGAGCGGCGUGAUAUACUGCCGGGACUCAGAUGAGUCCAACUCGCCCCGCCAGACCAGCAGCCUGUCGCAGGGCCCCACGGCGCCCCUGCACGGCCUCUUCGUGCAGACCGACGCCGCCGACGCCAUGCCCCCGAGCCGCGCGGUGGGACCCCCGGGCGCUGUCCGAGUCCGUAGGUCCCGGGCUGAGCUGGGCAGUGGCAGUAGCACGGGGUCCUCGGGGCCAGCUGUGACCACCUGCCGGGGCCGGAGGCGACACUGCUGCAGCGGCGCUGAGGCCGAGACCCAGACCAGCUACACCAGUGUCAAGCAGGUGUCUUCAGCGGAGGUACGCAUUGGACCCAUGAGACUGACACAGGACCCUAUCCAGGUUUUGCUAAUCUUUGCAAAGGAGGAUAGCCAGAGUGAUGGCUUCUGGUGGGCCUGUGACAGGGCUGGCUACCGAUGCAACAUUGCUCGCACUCCAGAGUCAGCCCUUGAAUGUUUCCUGGACAAGCAUCAUGAAAUCAUUGUGAUUGAUCACAGGCAAACCCGGAACUUCGAUGCAGAAGCGGUGUGCAGGUCAAUCCGGGCCACUAACCCUUCUGAGCACACUGUGAUCCUGGCUGUGGUUUCACAAGCAUCUGAUGACCACGAAGAGGCCUCCGUUCUUCCUCUUCUCCACGCAGGCUUCAACCGGAGAUUUAUGGAGAAUAGCAGCAUAAUUGCUUGCUAUAAUGAACUGAUUCAAAUAGAACAUGGGGAAGUUCGCUCACAGUUCAAAUUACGGGCCUGUAAUUCAGUGUUUACAGCGUUAGACCACUGUCAUGAAGCCAUAGAGAUUACAAGUGAUGAUCAUGUGAUUCAGUAUGUCAACCCUGCCUUUGAGAGGAUGAUGGGCUACCACAAAGGGGAGCUUCUGGGGAAAGAACUCGCUGACCUACCUAAGAGUGACAAGAACCGGGCAGACCUCCUGGACACCAUCAAUACGUGCAUCAAGAAGGGAAAGGAGUGGCAGGGGGUUUACUAUGCCAGACGGAAAUCCGGGGACAGCAUCCAACAGCACGUGAAGAUCACCCCAGUGAUUGGCCAAGGAGGGAAAAUUAGGCAUUUUGUCUCCCUCAAGAAGCUGUGCUGUGCCACUGACCAUAACAAGCAGAUUCACAGGAUUCAUCGUGACUCUGGGGAUAACUCUCAAACAGAGCCGCCUUCAUUCAGACACAAGAGCAGGAGGAAAGAGUCCAUUGAUGUGAAAUCAAUAUCUUCUCGCGGCAGCGAUGCUCCAAGCCUACAGAAUCGCCGCUACCCCUCCAUGGCAAGGAUCCACUCCAUGACCAUAGAGGCCCCCAUCACAAAGGUUAUCAAUAUAAUCAAUGCAGCUCAAGAAAACAGCCCAGUUACAGUAGCAGAAGCCUUGGACAGAGUUCUAGAAAUUUUACGGACCACAGAACUGUACUCCCCUCAGCUGGGAACCAAAGAUGAAGAUCCUCACACCAGUGACCUUGUUGGAGGCCUGAUGACCGAUGGCUUGAGAAGACUGUCAGGGAAUGAGUAUGUGUUCACAAAGAAUGUGCACCAGAGUCACAGUCACCUUGCGAUGCCCAUAACCAUCAAUGAUGUCCCCCCUAGUAUCACCCAGUUACUGGACAAUGAGGAAAGUUGGGACUUCAACAUCUUUGAAUUGGAAGCAGUUACACAUAAAAGGCCACUGGUGUACCUGGGCUUAAAGGUCUUCUCUCGGUUUGGAGUAUGUGAAUUUUUAAACUGCACGGAAACCACUCUUCGGGCCUGGCUGCAAGUGAUUGAAGCCAACUACCACUCCUCCAAUGCCUACCACAAUUCCACCCAUGCUGCCGAUGUCCUACAUGCCACAGCUUUCUUCCUUGGAAAGGAAAGAGUGAAGGGAAGCCUCGACCAGCUGGAUGAGGUGGCUGCUCUGAUUGCUGCAACAGUCCACGAUGUGGAUCACCCUGGAAGAACCAACUCCUUCCUGUGCAAUGCAGGCAGUGAGUUGGCUGUGCUCUACAAUGACACUGCAGUCUUGGAGAGCCACCACACGGCCCUGGCCUUCCAGCUCACUGUCAAGGACACUAAGUGCAACAUCUUCAAGAACAUUGACAGGAACCAUUACCGAACGCUACGCCAGGCUAUUAUCGACAUGGUUUUGGCCACAGAGAUGACAAAACACUUUGAACAUGUGAACAAAUUUGUGAACAGCAUCAACAAGCCACUGGCAGCUGAGAGCGAGGGCAGCGACUGUGAAUGCAACCCUACGGGAAAGAACUUCCCAGAAAACCAAAUCCUGAUCAAGCGCAUGAUGAUCAAGUGUGCUGAUGUUGCCAACCCAUGCCGACCCUUGGACCUGUGCAUUGAGUGGGCGGGGAGGAUCUCCGAGGAGUACUUUGCACAGACUGAUGAGGAGAAGAGACAGGGGCUACCUGUUGUGAUGCCAGUGUUCGACCGUAAUACCUGCAGCAUUCCCAAGUCCCAGAUCUCCUUCAUCGACUACUUCAUAACGGACAUGUUUGAUGCUUGGGACGCCUUUGCACACCUGCCGGCCCUGAUGCAGCACUUGGCAGAUAACUACAAACACUGGAAGACACUAGAUGACCUCAAGUGCAAAAGUCUGAGACUUCCGUCUGACAGCUAAAGCCGGACCAGAGUGGGGCCUCUUGAUCUGUGAUGGACACUGUGAACCACAGAGUAGCAUGGACAAGAGGCUUUCUAAUGAAAAUGACAGGUGUAGAUUAAGGAGCUAGUGUUUAAUAUCUGACCUGAAUCAUGCACGCCCCCAAAUUUCAUUUCUUCAGAAAGUUACAUUCUAUCAGUAAUGUUCUUUUGAAUCACUCGGUGACAAAGCGAACCGCCUGGCAGCCUCCUGGGCCGGGAUGUGUGUGCUCUUACAAAACCGUGGAGCCGACAGACUCACUGUAGCUGCAGGCAGGACACCAGAAGCAGAGACGUGGCACCUGGGAAUCCGUCCUUCUGGUGGAGACGGGCAGGCAGCUUGGCUAGUGCUCAGCUUUCACCAGGGAACUCACUACUGAUACCUAGCUUCACUACUUUCCUCAAGAGUAUGAAGGAUUCCUAAAAAAGCUUCUCUGAGCAGGCAUGUGUAAGAAAAGAGCCACCUUAAGAUCAGGAUGAGGACAAAAUGAACUAGUUAGCAUCUGGCUCCCAAGGCUACCUGGUAGGUAGUGUGACACCAAAUGAGAACACAGCCUUGGCCUGGUGAUGUCCCGCAGAUGGGCAGAGCCCUCUUUCCUAGAAGACACUCACCUUAUAGGAAAGGAGUGGAAUCCUGCUUGGGGCAGGGUGGUCCUUGAUUGUCCCUUACUCUGGGCUCAUGGACACAACUACACGUCAAGAUAUCUAUAAAAGCCAUUAAAUCUGAAUGCUUGUGGGCAAGCUUUUUUUAAAAAAAAAUUUAAGAGAAGAAAAAUUUAUAUAUACAUAUAUAUAUUUGCUGUUCAAAGAUUUUUAUUCAAACAUUCUAAAUGCCCUGGAUCUUUACCCCUAGAGUUCGCUGGGCUUUGCCUGUAUUUGGGGAGGAAGUGUUAAGGGUCAGAUAUUCUUAAUUUAUAUUUGAGAUCAUACCAUUUGCUUUAAUGAUGUAAAAAGAGAUUGCAAGGACUGUAAAUAUACCCGAGCAUAGGCAUAUGGAGAGGCAGUAAAUACUAUUUUAAGCUAUUAAUUGUAUGGUAAGGCUUCUAAAGCACAAGUGCAUAUUUUUAUACAAAUCUUUUCACAACUUUCUGUGCUCUGCAUAAAGUCAGACUGGAGAUCUUUCCUUUCUCUUUUAUCAGCCAUCCCUUCUCUAUGUAUUAUGAAUAUCAGAGACUAAGUAAGCAAAAUACCUUAGUUUUAUUUUGUCUGUACUCCAUGAUGCAUUUUUAAGAGGCAUAGAAACUGAACGAACUGAACCAGUAGCUACAUUUUUCCAAAUGAAAAUUGGACUGUAGAAUAUGAAAAAAAAAUCAGUACAUGGGGAAAAAAGACAACUUACCACUAUGUAAUGUGCCAAUGUUUUUUUCUAUGUUUUGUACCAAAGCGUAAACAUAUAUGACAAUUCCAUGCAGAGAAAUGCAUCUAAAUUAUUUUUGCUAGACAGUAAGAGGGCUUGAUUAGAGGAGAGAGCUGGCUUUGUAUCGUAUUGCUGCAUUGUGUACAUGUGAUGAAAUGUUUUUGUGAAGUACUUGUAACUAAAUUCUUACAGCCAUUUUUCAUUCCCAACAGCUGUUUUUAUUUUAUCUCUUUGGCCUAAACUUUUCAUAAUUUCAAA